AUGCAGAGCAACAGCAGCGCCUCCGGACCCCUGACCGCCCUGAGCGUGUGCGGGGGAGAAGAGGAUGAGCGCGAAAUCUCCAAACUGGUCAGCCACACAGCAGCAGCCUCCAACAUGGCAGCUUUUAACCUUUCACUGAACUGCUGGCUCCACAUCCUCUCCAAGGAGUCCUCGCUGGACCUGCACGGAGACAGCGCCAACCUGGCAGUGCGAGUUCUCAUUGCCCUGGUCUACUUGGUGGUGUGUGUCCUGGGUCUUGUGGGUAACUUCCUGGCACUCUUCCUGCUCCACUCCCGCCGCCGGGGCCACACCCACUCUUCCAUUGACUGCUUUGUGAUGAGCCUGGCGCUGACAGACCUCCAGUUCGUCCUGACCUUGCCCUUCUGGGCCGUGGACACGGUGCUGGACUUCCGCUGGCCCUUUGGCCAGGUCAUGUGUAAGAUCGUGAGUUCGGUCACCACCCUCAACAUGUACGCCAGCGUCUUCUUCCUCACCGCCAUGAGCGUGACCCGCUACCGCUCCCUGGUUACCUCCCUGAAGAUGGACAGCCCUAGGAUCGGCACUGCUCGAGCCAAGUGGGCCAGUUUAGCCAUUUGGGUGGUGUCAUUGGUGGCUACGCUACCUCAUGCGUUCUACUCCACCACAGUCCAGGUAUCUGCUGAUGAUGAGCUAUGCUUGGUGCGGUUCUCUGACUCCGACUCAGGCCACUGGGAUCCCCAAGUCCUGCUUGGACUCUAUCAAACACAGAAAGUUCUCUUGGGAUUUGUCGUUCCCUUGGUCAUCAUCAGCGUGUGCUACCUCCUCCUCCUGAGGUUCAUCCUGAGCCGGCGCGUCGUAGGCAGCGCAGUCAGUGGGGGUGUCACAGAGUGUGAGAGGGGACGCCACCGCCGCCGGUCCAAAGUCACUCGCUCCGUCACCAUCGUAGUUCUGUCCUUUUUCAUCUGCUGGCUGCCCAACCAGGCUCUCACCCUGUGGGGGGUGUUGAUCAAAUUUGACAUGGUGCCAUUUAGUAAAGCCUUCUACAACGCCCAGGCCUAUGCUUUCCCCCUGACUGUGUGUCUGGCUCACGCAAACAGCUGCCUCAACCCAGUGCUCUACUGCCUGAUCCGACAGGAGUACAGAGCUGGACUGAAGGAGCUUCUGCUGAGAGUGUCUCACUCAGUCCAAAAUGUCCUUACACUGGCUCUGAGAGGGAGGCGAGUGGAGGUAGCACCAUCCAGUCUGGUUAUGAUACACAAAGACAUCAAUGUGUGA
Toxotes jaculatrix (banded archerfish) is the source of this 1254-nucleotide messenger RNA. RefSeq names its product relaxin-3 receptor 1-like. The record is from RefSeq and is a predicted model, not a curated record. Gene Ontology annotation, molecular function: G protein-coupled receptor activity. NCBI's taxonomy places the organism in Eukaryota, Metazoa, Chordata, Actinopteri, Toxotidae. The transcript has 3 exons. Gene Ontology annotation, cellular component: membrane. Bases 1 to 1254 code for a protein of 417 amino acids. Gene Ontology annotation, biological process: immune response; G protein-coupled receptor signaling pathway.